Gadus morhua (Atlantic cod) is the source of this 1124-nucleotide messenger RNA. RefSeq names its product peptidylprolyl isomerase B (cyclophilin B) (gene ppib). NCBI's taxonomy places the organism in Eukaryota, Metazoa, Chordata, Actinopteri, Gadiformes, Gadidae. Gene Ontology annotation, cellular component: intracellular membrane-bounded organelle; cytoplasm. Gene Ontology annotation, biological process: protein peptidyl-prolyl isomerization; protein folding. Gene Ontology annotation, molecular function: cyclosporin A binding; peptidyl-prolyl cis-trans isomerase activity. The coding region runs from base 140 to 790 and encodes 216 amino acids. The transcript has 5 exons. The record is from RefSeq and is a predicted model, not a curated record.
AACACUGCCAGAUUGGGCAUCCAUCAGGAAGAGCAGACCGCUGCUUCAGACCCGGCCCGUCGCUGCAGUCUCCACCCCCGACACCCGACACACAGUAGGAUAAAUAGGCCGUCGUUCGGCAGCUCCUUUUUCCUCGUUAAUGGUCAGGAUCUGCGAGAGGAGAAUGAAGUUCCUAGUUGCUGCCACGCUCAUUGUGGGAUCGGUGGUUUUCCUUCUCUUCCCGAGCGGUUCCGACGCCGAUGAAAAGAAGAAGGGGCCUAAAGUCACCGCGAAGGUGUACUUUGAUAUGAACAUUGGAGAUGAGGAAGUGGGAAGAAUUGUGAUUGGAGUGUUUGGGAAGACCGUUCCCAAAACUGUGGAGAACUUUGUCGCAUUGGCCACAGGGGAGAAAGGAUUCGGCUACAAAGGCAGCAAAUUCCAUCGUGUCAUCAAGGACUUUAUGAUCCAGGGUGGAGACUUCACCAGGGGUGAUGGCACUGGAGGCAAGAGCAUCUACGGAGACCGCUUCCCCGAUGAGAACUUCAAGCUGAAGCACUACGGCAAGGGCUGGCUGAGCAUGGCUAACGCCGGCAAGGACACCAACGGCUCCCAGUUCUUCAUCACCACCAUCCAGACUCCCUGGCUGGACGGAAAGCACGUGGUCUUUGGAAAGAUCCUGGAGGGCUUUGAUGUUGUGAAGAGGAUUGAGGCCACCAAGACGGACAGCAGGGACAAGCCCCUCCUCGAGGUCUCCAUCCGCGACUCUGGCAAGAUCGAUGUGGACAAGCCCUACGCGGUGGCCAAGGAGUAGAGCACUACUGAAGCAUCACAUUAAACGGCACUGUGUGCAGGGGAGGGAAGAGGAGAUCGGGUGCUGGCCGCUUUGGAAUUGACGCCAGACCCGUUGUGUGUCCCGAUGAAGAGGGGGGCCGUGGUCAUCAUGAGGAUGAAGAAGGAGGUGCCUUCUUUUUAAAUGCGGCAGAACAAAAAUCGCAGCCAAGAUUUCAAAACCACAGCAUUUGGGUCCAUUUUCAGUUUUCCUAUUACCCCCCAACAAUCAUUCCAAGUUGCAAUUCCAAGCUGUUCUUGCGAUUGGUUUUUUGUAAUAAAAUAAGGAAAUCUUGAAUAAAGGUUACUUUACUUGA